CAGGCCGACAAAACCGCCGCCGUCAACCCCAUGAAGGAGCUGAGGAUCGAGAAGUUGGUCAUCAACAUCUCGGUCGGAGAGUCUGGUGAUAGGUUGACCCGUGCCUCCAAGGUGCUCGAGCAGCUUACCGGUCAAACCCCCGUCACAUCCAAGGCGCGCUACACCAUCCGAUCCUUCUCCAUCAGGCGUAACGAGAAGAUCGCCGUGCACGUCACGAUCCGUGGGCCCAAGGCCGAGGAGGUGUUGGAGCGGGCACUGAAGGUCAAGGAGUACGAGCUGAGGAAGCGCAACUUCUCUUCCACCGGUAACUUCGGCUUCGGUAUCGAAGAACACAUUGAUCUCGGUAUCAAGUACGACCCCGGAAUCGGUAUUUUCGGUAUGGACUUCUUCGUCGUGAUGGGCCGCCCGGGUAUGCGCGUCGCCAAGCGCAAGAGGGCGCAGGGAAAGAUUGGGUUCCAGCACAAAGUCAAGGUGGACAACACCAUUGCUUGGUACAAGCAGCGGUUCGACGGGAUUGUCAGCCGAUAG
Messenger RNA from Dioszegia hungarica, 528 nucleotides. RefSeq names its product 60s ribosomal protein l11. Gene Ontology annotation, molecular function: structural constituent of ribosome; RNA binding. The record is from RefSeq and is a predicted model, not a curated record. The annotation marks the transcript as partial. Gene Ontology annotation, cellular component: cytosolic large ribosomal subunit; ribosome. The transcript is spliced from 3 exons. Gene Ontology annotation, biological process: translation. NCBI's taxonomy places the organism in Eukaryota, Fungi, Basidiomycota, Tremellomycetes, Tremellales, Bulleribasidiaceae.